AUGGCUCAUGUUGGCCAUGGAAGAAGCAAACGUGCCUCGUCUCAAGGUCAUAGGCGAAGCUCUUAUAUCCCAAUCCUCGACAUUCUUAGGGAUGCAAACGUCAAAGAGGAAAUGGCCAAGAACUCCAUGCAUGUUGAUUUGGGCCGGGCCUGUAAGAGGCACAUAACGUUGCUCAACAUGUUCAUCAUGCACAGACCCUACUCGGUCCUCGUGAUAUUCCAACGAACUGGGCAUGAAAAAACGGCCUUUCGAGUUCACCUCACUUCUCGGGAAGCCCCGACUCGAUUCUGCAGUUGCUUUUGUCAGGCUGCCAAAUGGGUUGGAAAUUUGGUCGUGCAGGCCCUCGUGGCCCACUUUCUCACCUUCAAGCUGUCUUAUUUUGUGGGAGAAAAUAUCGGCGGCUUUGCCGAGCAGCUCAGACACAGCAGCUCUGUAUUCUUCUGGAUAAUUUCGAAAAUGACCUGUGUGAGUGCAUCUAAACUGGAAGAUAUGCCCUUUGCAAUCCAAGUUGCCAGCCUUGGAGGGCGUGACAUCUUAAGAACAGAUGGGUGGAGAACAAAACGGGUACCUAAGUCGCUGACAAAGUCAACUGGCGUCGAAUCGAAAAUGUGA
Messenger RNA from Striga asiatica, 612 nucleotides. Lineage: Eukaryota; Viridiplantae; Streptophyta; Magnoliopsida; Lamiales; Orobanchaceae. The record is from the annotation of a GenBank genome assembly.